UGCUUCAAUCUGAAAAGAAGGGGGGAAAAAACUUGUUCGUCAGUGAAAAACAGUUGAUUUUCUUUUUUUCUUCUUUAUAAAGAACUAGUAAUCAAAUCGAAUGGCGGGAAUAUGCUGUGAAGUUGUUGGAGAAAGUGAAGCAGCGGCUCCGGUUGAACCAACUUCAAGAGCUUCUCGUCGCCGGAGAAUGGAGCUUCUACCGUUUAAAUUAGUGGCCGAAGCUGCUGUUCUACCGCCGUUAGAGAACGGCCGGAAACGUCAAAAGCUCGAUCUCGUUCGCCCGACUUCUCGUGAUUGUGAUAACGCUGUUCAAAACUCGGAUACUGAUAAGCUUGAGAAAGAUCAAGAACUUAAUGGAAGUCUAAAUUUUAAUGGAGCAGUAAAAUCAGGAGCCGUAGAAGAAGAAAAGGAAUCGCCGAAGUUCGGCAUGACAUCCGUUUGCGGAAGGCGACGAGAUAUGGAAGACGCCGUUUCGAUUCACCCUUCGUUUUGCAAACAAAGCCGGCAAGUUCAAAUGUCGUCGGAUGUUCACUUUUACGGCGUCUUCGACGGCCAUGGCUGCUCUCAUGUUGCUAUGAAGUGUAAAGAUCGAUUUCAUGAGAUAUUGAAAGAAGAAAUCGAAGCGUGCGGCGGACAGAAGGCGGUGGAGUGGAAGGGGACGAUGGAGAGGAGCUUUGAGAGGAUGGAUGAGGAAGUUCAAAAAUGGACGCUGGACGCUAAGGAGCGUUCAAGUUGCCGAUGCGAACUUCAAACUCCACAGUGCGACGCCGUUGGCUCCACCGCAGUGGUUGCUGUCGUUACGCCUGAUGAGAUCAUCGUUGCUAACUGUGGUGAUUCGCGCGCUGUUUUAUGCCGGAACGGCGUCGCUUUACCUCUUUCCGACGAUCACAAGCCGGACCGACCCGACGAAAUGCUCCGAAUCCAAGAAGCCGGUGGCCGAGUAAUUUACUGGGAUGGUCCUCGUGUUCUUGGCGUGUUAGCCAUGUCCAGAGCAAUUGGGGAUAAUUAUUUAAAACCCUUUGUUAUAUCGGAACCUGAGGUGACAAUAACGAAGAGAAAAAGGGAAGAGGAGUGUUUGAUAUUAGCGAGCGAUGGGUUAUGGGAUGUGGUACCAAAUGAUACAGCAUGUGGAGUUGCGCGUAUGUGUUUACGCGCUGAAAAAUCGGUGUCACCGAGUAGUGAAGCGGCUGUGAAGGGUGGCACAGCCGAGAGUUCCGACAAGGCCUGUUGGGAUGCUUCAAUUUUAUUAACAAAAUUGGCCUUGGCCAGGCACAGUACGGAUAAUGUUAGCGUUGUUGUGGUUGAUUUGAAGAAAAAUCAGCCGCUGUGAUGAAAAUAAAUAUAAUUAUUAUCCUGAAAAUAUAUUGUAUUUUUUAAUUGCAAGAUGUAAAGUUUAAUCGAAAUUCGAAGAAAAGAAGAAAUGGGUGUGAAGUUUUU
Gossypium raimondii (Peruvian cotton) is the source of this 1437-nucleotide messenger RNA. RefSeq names its product protein phosphatase 2C 37. Bases 101 to 1330 code for a protein of 409 amino acids. The record is from RefSeq and is a predicted model, not a curated record. The transcript is spliced from 4 exons. Gene Ontology annotation, cellular component: cytosol; nucleus. Gene Ontology annotation, biological process: protein dephosphorylation. Gene Ontology annotation, molecular function: cation binding; protein serine/threonine phosphatase activity. NCBI's taxonomy places the organism in Eukaryota, Viridiplantae, Streptophyta, Magnoliopsida, Malvales, Malvaceae.